Messenger RNA from Cyanidioschyzon merolae strain 10D, 678 nucleotides. RefSeq lists its product as hypothetical. Bases 1 to 678 code for a protein of 225 amino acids. The record is from RefSeq and is a predicted model, not a curated record. Lineage: Eukaryota; Rhodophyta; Bangiophyceae; Cyanidiales; Cyanidiaceae. The transcript has a single exon.
AUGGCUUUCAUUGCUGGAACGCUCCCAUUUGGUCGUGAAGUGCUGAAUGCGGGCACUCAGACCUCCGCGGCUUGCUGGUGUCACUCGAGCGGUGACCGCUCGCGGUCGAGACGGAGCAGCGCACUAGUCGCUCGGUGCGCCGCCUCGGGGCAGACCUUCACGCGAAGGCGUUUCUGCCGAGACUUUGCCUUCGCUUCCCUGAGCCUGAUUUCCGUUCUAGGAAGUUCACGCUGUCAGGUAGCGAGUGCAGCAACUGCGCCAGAGGCUGCACUCGUACAAGUCUGCAGGGCCUACGACGCGUUGGACGAGCUUGUGAGGCUCAUCGAGCAGUCCCAAGACACUCGCAGCCUGCGCCAAACGAUUCGCAUCAUCGUCAAGCAGAGCAACUUGAAGCAGAGUAUCAAGUCCGCCGCAAACGGCCGACUGCCAGCGGGACCUAUUCGCGAUGCCGCAUUACGCGAAGGACUCGAUGCUCUCGAGUACCUGAGUCAGGUGACCGCGUACUACAACCCCGUUUCAAAAGUGCCGACCCUCGAAAUGCGUUCUUUUGCGAUCGAGUCCGUGAAAGCUGCAAAGCAGCGUUUACAGGCGUAUCUGGAUGCGUUCCCACCGGAUGAAGUGGAGCGCGCCCGACGGACGGUUUUUGUUCAAGACGUUGCAGCGUACGAAUCUAUGUGA